Molecule: messenger RNA, 1874 nt
Organism: Hemibagrus wyckioides
Lineage: Eukaryota; Metazoa; Chordata; Actinopteri; Siluriformes; Bagridae
Gene: hey1
Product: hes-related family bHLH transcription factor with YRPW motif 1
Exons: 5
Coding region: 192-1148 (318 amino acids)
Biological process (GO): Notch signaling pathway; circulatory system development; anterior/posterior pattern specification
Cellular component (GO): nucleus
Molecular function (GO): protein dimerization activity; RNA polymerase II cis-regulatory region sequence-specific DNA binding; DNA-binding transcription factor activity, RNA polymerase II-specific
Source: RefSeq, a predicted model, not a curated record
GGGCGAACUGAUCGCCUCCGAACGCGAAGGCUCGCGCUGAUUGGCUCUGUUAGGAGACAAGACCCGCCCCUCGAUACGCGCUGCUUCGUUGAAAUGACACCGUGGGAAAGCCUUGCUAUUCAAACGGACGAAAACCGCAGCAGACUCUCACCUGACACAGUACGGACGAGUCACACAUCCAGAGCUCCAAAAUGAAGAGAAAUCACGACUUCAGCUCCUCGGACAGUGAGCUCGAUGAGAAUAUUGAGGUGGAGAAGGAGAGCGCCGACGAGAACCUAGGCAUGGGCUCUCCUCUCGGAUCGAUUUCUCCUUCUACAACAUCUCAAGUACAAGCAAGAAAACGUCGCCGAGGGAUCAUUGAGAAGCGGCGCAGAGAUCGCAUUAAUAACAGUCUGUCUGAACUUCGCCGACUUGUUCCCAGCGCUUUUGAGAAACAGGGCUCAGCUAAACUGGAAAAAGCAGAGAUUUUGCAGAUGACUGUGGAUCAUUUGAAGAUGCUUCAUGCAGCUGGUGGCAAAGGUUACUUUGACGCCCACGCUUUGGCAAUGGAUUAUCGCGGAUUGGGCUUCCGUGAGUGUCUGGCAGAGACAGCCCGAUACCUGAGCAUCAUCGAGGGUCUGGACAACACCGAUCCUCUCCGCAUUCGCUUGGUGUCCCACUUGAGCAACUACGCCACUCAGAGAGAGGCUCAGACCGGUCUGGGUCAUCUAGCCUGGGGCUCAGCGUUCAGCACCCCUCACCUGGCACAUCACCUCCUCUUACCACAGCAUCAGCAGGGGGCAUCAUUAUCACGCAGCUCUAGCAGUCUUCCAUCCUCAUCCUCAUCGUCGCCCUCCUCUUCACCAUCAGCACCCUCCUCAGAGCCUCAUGGCUGCAGCAGGCUGACUGUCACAGCGAUCAGCGAGGCAGGAAAGAGCGGUCCGCUCAGGGUACCCCCUGCAACAGGCGCCAUUCCUCCAGGGCUCACGGCAGCAUCAGCAUCGAAGCUUUCUCCACCACUUCUCACAUCCCUGUCCAGCCUCUCAGCUUUCCCCUUCCCUCUGAGUGCUUUUCCUCUGCUCUCACCCAGCUCACUCGGUCAAAGCACCCCCUCCGGCAACCUGGGGAAGCCCUAUCGGCCAUGGAGCAUGGAGAUCGGUGCUUUCUGAACUUUUAAUCUAGAGCUCCUGGAGAAAUGACUUUUUUUAAAACAGAAAAGACUUUGAAGAACAAUGAGUUUGCCGGUCAGGACUCAACAAAGUGGAAACAAAACCCAGGACUUAGCUAUGUGUGGGGUUUUUGUUUGUUUGUAUUGUUUUAUUUCAUUUUUUUUUUACAGACAUACAUUUCCUUCAAAUUUGAGCUAACCCAGGAUAGGUUCUGCUGAUAGCCAAGAUAAUGUCUUAAAAUCUAUGUCAAUAACUCUUCUUUUUUUCUUUUCUUUUCUUUUCCUUUCCUUUCCUUUCAUUCUUUAGUUUUUAAACAGGGUGCUGUACUGGUACAAUGCCCUGCCUGGAUACUGAGGGAAGGCUAGGUGUUUUAAUGAAAUAAGUGUCUUGAGGCUGAGGUACUGUUACAUUUAACUAGCUGGGACUGAGUAUAAAAAAAGAGUACCGAGUUUUUAUUAUAACAAAACAUAAUAAGUAAUAGCAGUGUGUAGAUCCAAAUGAAAGCCAGAAUAUUAUCCACCCCUAGUUUCAAUUAACACCCCUAAAACUUAAUACCUGAGUCAAAAAAAAAUGAUUAUUGUGAUCCCUCUCACAUAUUGCCAAGAUACCAUUUUUUGUUUUAUGUUUGUAUUUGUAGGCAUGACAAAGUUUAAGAGCUAUGCAAUUGAUCAGUGAUAUGAUAUGAUUAUAAGAUCUCCAUGGAUUUAGAUCUGGAUCUUUCUUUUA